UAUAGUUUUGUUAUCAGUAUUCCACAUCAUAACAUCAUGUAAAGCACAGGCAGUUAAAGAGUUAAUACUGGAUACCCUGUACACAAACUUCCUUGGUUCCUCCAUGAGCCCUGGCCAGCAUUUCUUUGUGUAUGGGAAAAGGCAAAUAGUUUUUUAUGCAGUCUUCUGACAACACGAAUUGGCUGUUAUUCUGCAGUUCUUUGGUACUCCUGUGCUGUCCGUGCCACAGUUCUGCAGAGAGGUGGCACAUACAGUGCCAUGAAGAUGAAGGCAAAUGCCUUAAUUUUCAUUCUUCUGUUCAUUACUGCAUACGUAACAGCAUUGAAGAAAAUGGCUGUCAUGUCAUCUGAACAGUUCAGAAUACUUGAGCAGCUUUUCCCAUUCCCAUGUUAUUUAAGAUUGUCAUGAGGUCAUGUUCAUCUUUUUUGCUCGCACACAAUGAAAAACCAAACCAACCAACUCUACCUCCCGUAGUUAAUUAUUCCUCAAGGAGAAGCCCUUCUAUACCUCCUCUUUCAGGUCUGUUUAUUCUGCCACAGAACUGAUGUUUUAAAGUGUGUGUGACUUGCUGGGCCCCAUGGCAGAUGGAAGUGGGCUAGCUGGUGCAUAAGGCAGAAGGGAGGGUGCUUGCUGAGCCAAAACCCAAAAGAGAUGGAGCUUGAUGGUCCAAAAGUAAGAAGGAAUGGGGCUUUCUUGUGCAAAACACAGAAGGAAGGGGACUUGUUGGACCAAUACACAGAAUGUAGGGGGCUUGCUGUUGCUAUACUCAGUAGGAAGAGGGCUUCCUGGACCCUUACCCAGAAGGAAGGGGGCAUGCUGGGCCAAAAUCGAGAGGAAGGGGAGUGUGUUGGGCCACAAAUCAAAAGGAAGGGGUCUUGCUGGACUUGGUUAGCGGCUAGGGUAAGGUUUAGGAUUACAGUUAGUGUUAGGGUUUAGGUAAGGUUAAGUCUCAGAAUUGGGCUUGGGUUUAGGGUUUAGGGCUUGGACUAGGGUAGGGUUAGGGUUAGGAUUAGGAUAAGGUUGAGUGUAAGGUUUAGGGUUAAGGUUAGGUUUACUGUUAGGUUUAGGGACAGGAUUAGGGUUAGGGUACAGCUGUGGUUAGGAUUAAGGUUGGGUUUAGGGCUAGGGUUAGCAUAUGGAUUAAGGUUAGGGUUAGGGUUAGUGUUUGGUUUGGGUCAUGGACUGGGUUGGUGUUAGGGUUGGGUUAAUAUUAGUAUUAGGGUUAGUAUUUGGGAAUAGUUUAGGGCAAGGUUUCAGGUUUGUGUUAGAGUUAGUUUUAGAGUUAGGGUUAGGGUUAGAGUUUGGGUUUAAUUUGGGGUAGUUUUAGGGUUAUGGUUAGGGAUUGGGUUUGGUUUAGAGUUAAAAUUAUAGUAAGGAUUAGCGUUAAGUUUAGGUUUACUGUCAGGGUUUUGAGCUAGGUUUUGUCAGUGUUAUGGUUAGGGUUUGGAUAAGUGUUAGAGUUAGGGUUAGGGUUAGAGGUAGGCGUAAAUAUAGCAUUUGUGUUAGGGUUCGGAUAAGCGUGUUAGGGCUAGGUUAAGGUUUAGGUUUAGGGAUAGGAUUAGGUUUACAUUUGCUACAUGUUGGGGUUAGGGUUAGGGUUAGGGUUAAGGUUAAGGUUAAGGUUAUGAUUAUGGUAGUAUUAGGGUUAGAGUUCAUGUUAGGGUUAGUUUUAGGUUUUUACUGUUAGUGUUUAUGUCAUGAUUAAGGUUUAGAGUCGCAAUCAAGGUUAGGGUUUGAUUCAAGGUUUGGGUUUUGUUAGUGUAAGGGGAGGAAAAGAGUUAUGUUUAGGUUUAGGGUUAGUGUUAGGUUUAGAGUUAGGGUUACGGUUAGGGUAGGCUUAGGGUUAUGGUUCGAGUUAGUUUCUGGGUUAGGGUUAGGGCAGUGUUAUAGGCAUUGCUGGGCAGAAACUGAGAAGGACUGGGUCUCACUGGACAGAAACACAGAUGGAAGGGGGCUUACUCAGCACAAAGCCAGAAGAAACUGGAUACACUGAGCUGAACUUAUGAAGGAAGGAGGCUUGAAGUGCUGAACGCCAGAAGGAAUGUGGAUUGCUAGGCCCAAAGGCAACCCUAACCCUAUCCCUAAAUUUAACCCUAACAAUUACCCUAACCCUAGCCAUAAUACUCAUACAAAAUCUAAUUCCAAACCCUAACCCUAAAUCUAAACCAUUAACACCCCAACACGUUUUUUUUUUUUGAGGGUGGGGGAGGGGGAACUGUGGGCCUGCUGUUUUCCUGUCAUGGACACAGACAGAUAGAGAGAAUACUCGGUGACAGCAGUAGAAACUUCUAGUAUAGGCCUUUACCGAACAUAUAACUUUCUUAUAAAACAACUGCUGAAAGAAAGAUGCUGAGUAGCAGAAUAGAGAGGAGGCUAGGACGGAGACCAGGAUCAGAAAUUAACACAGAGGGCUUGAGCAAUACCAACCAUGUUCAAACACGAACACUGUGAGCUUUUGUAAAGGAAUAUGCCAGGGAAAAACUGCUAAAUAAAUAUAAAUACAGAAUUAAAUUUAUGCUUGCUAACACAGCAUAAUAGGGCUCAUAAAUCAGGAAUCAGAGAGGGAUAAUCACCUCCCUGUCCUUGCUGGCCACCCUUCUUCUGAUGGGGCCCAGGAUACCAUUGGCCUUCCGAGCUGCAAGACCAACUGAUCUUAUAAAAACCUAUCGAUGGCCUCUAAAAAUGGCUUGGGUUUCACAGAGACUGGAGCCUCCCCCACUGAGAAGUUCCCCUGAGGGAACUGCUGUUCUCUGGAUCUCCUUGUCGAGAGUCCCUCGCCGGGGACGCCUGGCAGACUCCAGGCUCUGUGAUGCCGAAGUGCGACUUUGUCCAUCGUCCACUUCAGGGCCCCUCUGCCGGGAGCAGCUUGGUGCCAUUCUCAGUGAGAUACACACACGGGCAAGCAUCUAAGUAUUCAUGGUACGAGUCUGUGCUGCUUCACUGGCCGUGGUUGUGGCAAUAGGUACUAUUGAAGGCACAUAAAUGGUGCUGCACCCGAUGGCUGCAAUUCUUGGCUGCUGCAGCAAUGGAAGUAGAUCUGUACCUCCUUGACCGGCGGUACAACAGCUGCUCUGAAAGUAAUGCCUCCUAUUGUACGAUGUCAGUGCACGACAUCGGAGGCGGAUGUUGGUAGGAUGCCUAUAUUCUCUGACAUUUUGUUGUCAUAUGAAAGUUGGCAGCGGAGGGGCAGCCUGAGAAAUUGGCAUUGUCGGACAUGGAAGCGCGUUUAAGCAAACGUGUGUCGCUGAAUUCAUGCAUGCAGAAAAAAGGCACCUAUUGAUGUUGAUUGAUGCUUGUUGAACAUUUAUGGAGGCCAAGCAGCGGUUGUGAGUGCAGUGAGGUGGUGGGUGUGCCUUUCAGCAGUGGCAACAGCAACAGCGCAUCACCACGGCUGGUGCGCAUACUAUGAGCGUAGCAUGCAGACUGUUGAUCAUCGUUGCUGAAAACGCACAGCUAACGGUGGAGAUUGUAUUGAAAAAUAGUGUUUCGUAGCUGACAACUUGCUGUAUUACCUAGUGUUAUUGUGCCCUUUAUACCGGUUGUUGUUUCCGUGGAAAUAAAGGAGAGGCGUUACUUUCGGAGCUGGGAGGAGUAAAGCCUGAAGCAUCUCAUGGAAAGACAUAGAGGUGCUGUGAUUCUGUGAAUCGAGUCAUUUAUUGUAACGAGAGGUAAUCAGCAGCAAGCAAGCAAAAAGUCACGGAAACACCUGAACGCUCGAUUGGGAUACUGAGGGAGCCACAGGCCCGGAAGCAUUCAGGUGGGGCCAGGAGGGUGGAUGCGUCGCCCAGUGCCUUCAGCAGCAUCAACACGCCGGGUUCCAGCGGGGCUGCGUCCGGCACCGGGCCCCUCACCCUGCGCUGGCUGCGAGAGCCGCCGCCCUCCUGCCUGGGUGCCCUCAGCCCCUGUGAGGUGUGAUGGUUCCACAGGGGUGGCACAGAGCAGCCACUGUGACCCAUGGGAUGUGGAACAGAGCUAAGGCUGCGGGGCUCAGGCUGAGCUCAGUGCGACUUGGUGAGGUGAGCAGGGAGGAAGGGGCUGCCUGAGGCUCCCGAGGGAGGAGGGUUCCCCAGCGCUCGGGACCGGAGCUGAGCACUCAGCCUCGUCCCGCUUCUCCCCUAGGUUGUCACGCAGAGGAGAAAGCCUGGUGUUACUGGGACAGACACUCUGUGAGUGCUUGCCAUUAAUGCACAUGAUGUCCAAGGGGACGCAGGAGGCCGCCGGCUCGAGGGAGCCAGCAUGUGUGCUCUGUGGCCGAGUAGAUGAAGACUCGAGCAUAUAUGGGCACAAACAUGAGAAAAAUGGGUUCUACUUCCAUACUUUUUGUGUGAUAUUCUCCACUGGUCUUUGUAAACCAGGAAGCGAUAUCAGAAAUGCAUGUCAUUUCGAAGAAGACCUGAUACGCACAAUCAGGCGGGGAGAGCAGACAUUCUGCUUCGUUUGCGGCAAUCUGGGGGCCACCAUCACCUGCGCAGAGCCAGACUGUGGCCGCAGCUUCCACCUCUCCUGCACCUCAGAGGGUGAAUGCAUCACCCAGUUCUUCGAAGAUUUCAGGUCCUUCUGCUGGGUGCAUCGUCCGCAUCAGGCAGUGGAGGCAGCGCCGGCACAGGACACAACCUGCAUUAUCUGCAUGGAGCCCAUGGGGAACAGCAGAUCAUACUGUACCAUGGUGUGCCCAGCCUGCCAACACGCCUGGUUUCACCGGGCCUGCAUCCAGGAACAGGCCCUGCGUGCAGGAAUUUAUUGUUUCCAAUGCCCCCACUGCCGAGACAGAGACAGGUUUAUUCGAGACAUGCUCACUAUGGGGAUCAGAAUCCCAUUCAGAAAACCAACAUGGGAGGACAAUUAUGACGCAUCCCUGGGAGUUAGACAUCAGCGCUGUGAUGCUAGCGACUGCCAUUAUCCACAUGGCAGGGAACAGGCAGAGGGAGAGGGGCCCUGGCAGCUGCUCCUCUGCAGCUCCUGUGCUGCACAAGGCACUCACCGGCGCUGUUCCAACUUGAGUCACAGCGCAGCCAGCUGGGAGUGCAACGCCUGUGCUGGAGAGGGCACCGCCUCCAGCACCAAUUCAGAUCUUCCUGGCUACAGCACCACCAGCCACGCACCAUCGGGGCCAGCUGACUGUUCCCCUGUGCCUGAGAGCAGCGGCCUGUCCAGGCAGCGCAGGACAGACCGGAGGAGAAUCCGCCCACGUGCACAGCGGGAUGCAAAUACCUGCAGUCAGUCCCAAGGACACCGUGGGAGCAGCCAUAAUGCUGCCCGGAUUGUGGAGAGCCGCACUCCAAACUCUGCCAGCCAGGGGACAUCAGAGUCCUCAAGGCACUCCCCGUCAAAUGGCUACAACCUCCGGCGCAGACAGGGACAGCGGGCCCGGACAAGAAGCCGCUCUCCAUUGCAGCGCCCGGCCCCAGAUUCUCCAAGCCAGCCCCGAACACGCCGUGGGAGCAGGCAGGCACCAACCCCAAGUGCCGAGAGCUGCACCCACAGAUACACCGGACCGGGAGCAUCGCGGUCCUCAAGGGUUUCCACAGCGGCUGAUAGAGGACAGUCCAGGCAGACAGGCCGGCCGGACUCGGAGCCGCUCCCCCUCAACAUCGGGCUGCUGAGACCAACAGCCAGCCCCGAAGACGCUGCAGGAGCCGGUCCAGGCGUUUGA
Meleagris gallopavo (turkey) is the source of this 5653-nucleotide messenger RNA. The record is from RefSeq and is a predicted model, not a curated record. NCBI's taxonomy places the organism in Eukaryota, Metazoa, Chordata, Aves, Galliformes, Phasianidae.